AUGGAUCCUCACGCAUUCGACCCAUCAUUACAGAAGACUUCGCCAACACAUGGAUUCAGCGGCUUUCCUGAAGAACAAUGGCCCGGUAGGAAUAUCGCACAAUUGUUAUUAGGACUCACGCAGGGCACACGAUCGAUUGAGGAUUAUAUCACUGAAUAUUUGAACAUUGCUUAUUGGUCAGAUCUGCCGGACUGCGUGCUCAUAGACUUUUUCUGUGAGGGCAUCAAUCAACCACUUAAAAAACAACUAAUUCGUGAGGGACCCCGCUCCUCCCUUAGUCAUUUUCUGGAAUUUACACUAUUGACUGUUGGCUCUCCGUUUACUGUGGGUGUCGCGGAGGAAUGCGACACUUCAUCCAUUCACGUAAUUGCUGCUGUGCCAGAGGACACUCACAAGGUGGCGGCUACAACAACAACACCAAGUCAAGUCACAGUUGACCUCCGUGAGCCAAAUCACGUCUCCUCUGAUCUUCCAGAACAACGUCAUGUCCCCGCUGUUCUUCUAGAGUCACGUUACGUCUCUGGAUCUGUUUGGGAGUGGAGUGGGUUGCGUUCCAGUGUGGCUGAUCUACCGCUGACUUCAGCACGAGCGGCUGGCAUUCCUAAGCCUCCGCCGGUUGCUACGCACUCAAGCUCGCCGGUUGCUACGCACUCAAGCUCGCCGGUUGCUACGCACUCAAGCUCGCCGGUUGCUACGCACUCAAGCUCGCCGGUUGCUACGCACUCAAACUCUCCUGAUGCUAUGGACAAGAUGGCCGCUUUGCCAGUGCCCACGGGCAAGAUGGCCGUGCCGCCAGUGUCUGGGAACAUAGGGGUCGUCCCAGCCAGUGAGUCCGCUCCACCCCGUGAGCCCGCUGCAGCGCCCACCGAGGAGGUAGGCACAGAGCCACCGCCUCAACCAUGCAAACGGAGGAGGAGGAGGAAGAAGGCUUCCUCCAUCCCUCAAGGCCCGGAGGCCGUCCCAGAGCAGCCCGCUGCCGUCCCAGAGCAGCCCGCUGCCGUCCCAGAGCAGUCCGCUCUUCCUGAUACGGCCACGGAGGCCGGCGCCGAGCUCCUCGCCCUGCCGGCGCCACCCGCGCUCCUCGCCCUGCCGGCGCCACCCGCGCUCCUCGCCCUGCCGGCGCCACCCGCGCUCCUCGCCCUGCCGGCGCCACCCGAGCUCCUCGCCCUGCCGGCGCCACCCGAGCUCCUCGCCCUGCCGGCGCCACCCGAGCUCCUUACCCACGAAACCGCCACGGCCUCCAUUGAAUUCCCCAAGAACUUUUUGGGGGGGGGCCAUAUACCUGAGGGUGGGGAGCUUGUGGGUGGGGUCCCUGCACGGCCGCGAUCAUCAGCGGCCUCCGAAUUGCUUGAGCUUGCGGGUGGGGACCUUACACGCCCACGGUUGCCCAAGCCACCUGACCUGCCGUGGGUGCCCAAGCCACCUGACCUGCCGUGGGUGCCCAAGCCACCUGACCUGCCGUGGUUGCCCAAGCCACCUGACCUGCCGUGGUUGCCCAAGCCACCUGACCUGCCGUGGUUGCCCAAGCCACCUGACCUGCCGUGGGUGCCCAAGCCACCUGACCUGCCGUGGGUGCCCAAGCCACCUGACCUGCCGUGGUUGCCUAAGCCACCUGACCCGCCGUGGCUGCCCGUGGCACCUGACCCGCCGUGGCUGCCCGUGGCACCUGACCCGCCGUGGCUGCCCGUGGCACCUGACCCGCCGUGGCUGCCCGUGGCACCUGACCCGCCGUGGCUGCCCGUGGCACCUGACCCGCCGUGGCUGCCCGUGGCACCUGACCCGCCGUGGCUGCCCGUGGCACCUGACCCGCCGUGGCUGCCCGUGGCACCUGACCCCCCGUGGCUGCCCGAGUUCCUGGACCUGCAUUGGAGACCCCGUUCCCGUCUGCCAACAGGUCUCCAAUGUACCCACCCCCCCCUCCCUAUCUGUGCCAUUUACGCCGCGAGGACGCGCCUUCCGGAAGGGGGGCGUUAUGUCACGAUCACUGUCUGUUCCUGUCAGUUCCUGGACUCCACUUCCCAUAAUCCUCCCUUCCAAUCACAUGCACCAAUCACCAAUUGCCACACACACCUGCAGAUCAUUACCUGGACUAUUUAAGACACACACACACACACACCCUUUGCGAAGUCUUGAUUUGCCCCGGUGAUCACUUCUGAGCGUUUUCUUGUGGAUUGUAUUUCUGUUGCCAUUGGACUGUUUAUUGGACUGUGUUUGUUUGCCGCCUGCCCUGAUCCUUGCCUGUUAUUUGGACUCUGCUUGUCUGCCGCCUGCCUCGACCAUUGCCUGUCCCUGUUUGUGUCUCUGCCUUUGCCCCUGUCUACUCUGUAAGUACUUUUAAUAAACAAGCUGCAAAUGGA
Molecule: messenger RNA, 2357 nt
Organism: Ctenopharyngodon idella (grass carp)
Lineage: Eukaryota; Metazoa; Chordata; Actinopteri; Cypriniformes; Xenocyprididae
Exons: 2
Coding region: 1-2097 (698 amino acids)
Source: RefSeq, a predicted model, not a curated record